Homarus americanus (American lobster) is the source of this 1813-nucleotide messenger RNA. RefSeq lists its product as uncharacterized. The record is from RefSeq and is a predicted model, not a curated record. Lineage: Eukaryota; Metazoa; Arthropoda; Malacostraca; Decapoda; Nephropidae. The transcript is spliced from 5 exons. Bases 1105 to 1713 code for a protein of 202 amino acids.
AUAAAGUUAGGUUAAGUUAAAAAUAGGUUAGCUUAAGUUACAGUUAAGCUAGGUAAGGUUAGGUUAUUUCCAUAUAUUCUGCCAGUUAUUCACUGCCAAUGGGUGCCCAUUGUCAUAGAACGAAGUUAUACAGCAUAUAACUUUAUAUGAAACCGGUAUUAUUCUGCAGAUUUGGUGUACUUUACAUUAGGUGCCUGGCAAUACUUUACGACCAUGACAUGCACCAAGAAGAAUGGGCAAGUAUGGGGUUGGUGCCUCCACACACUUGGCAAGCCCAAAUAUUCUGGCAAGAUAAGCUUCAAACAGGCCUAGGCUCAGUUUCUGAAGGGGCAUCUCAAAAGACUUGUCAGAAGCAUAUGAGUCCUCAUUACCAGCAUAUCAUAAUAAUUUUUAUUGUAGAUAUGACUGUAGCCUAGUAGAUAUGUGUUAGCCUAUUUUAGCCCUACUUCAAAACUUUUUUCUCUAUUUGUUUUCGAUAUACUGGCAGUCCCCAAUUUAUGAUGACGUUAGGGACCCAAAUCCAGGUUGUAAGUCGAAAAUGCGAAAAUAAAACAUAGAAAAUCUUAAAUGUGUCUCUCUUCUUCUUCUCAGCACCACAAAACUCUCACUUUUAAGCUUGCCAGCCAUUUUAAAGGGAAUUACAAACGAAAAUUUUGUCAGUACACAGCGCAAUCAUUGGGACUCGAAAAUACGUAAUUUUAAAAAAUUUUGGUAUGACUGAGGCGGUCGUAAGUCCAGGAGUACCUGUACUGAUGUAAGUGCACACUCAGCAUCAUAAAGUAUAACCAUGUUUUCUGACUCGAUUUUUAAUGGCAAAUUUACAUUUUUUUUAAACUAUAAACAGGCUCUGUAAACAUUGCUGUAUUUUAAAAUCCUACAAAACCCUCACAUAUUUCUUUUGUGCUGCAUAUAUGUACAGUAAAUGAUAUUAGUCUGUUCUGCAUCCCGUUUGCCCAUUGACAUUGGUGAUGAAAGCAUGAUAAAAGCCUAUGCUGUUGCUAUUAAUGUUUGUACUGUAUACAGCAUUUAUUUUCUUCUGUUUCUUUCAGAUCUAAAAACAGAGAUAUAGAAGACCGAAAGAAACUAAAGACUCCUGGAGUGGUUAUGGAGGAGGCACUUGGCGUAAAGGAAGAGUCCAUAAGUUCUCUCGGUGCCUCGCUUGACAGCCACAACGGGUCACGAGGGUCUUGGGACACAGAGAGAAAUCUGCCCCAGUCCAACACUCACUCAUCCCUGACACCAUUUACUGAUGGCAUAAAACAGGAAGACAUCAAAUUUGAGGUCGAAGUGACACAAGAGUUUAUAGCGGAGGAAGAAGCAGACACAGUGGCCCAAGACCCUGUAGUAAAAGAAGAGAAAGAGUUUAUUGAUGUGGACAAAGUUAGGAUUGAAGAUGAACAUGUUGCACCAGAAGUAGAUGGACUGUCUUGUGUCACGACCCCUGUCACUUCUUCCAGUUCACCGCCAGAUCACCCAUCUUCUAGGAAAGCCACUAAAACUAAAACUAAAAACAGAGAUAUAGAAGACCGAAAGAAGCUAAAGAUUCCGAGUUCGAAUGAAGAAUGGAACAAAGUGGCCCAUGAUUUUGAAUUGAAAUGGCAGCUUCCUAAUUGCAUAGGAGCACUCGAUGGCAAACAUGUCGUCAUGAAACAGCGGAAGCUUAUACUUCAAUUACAAGGGUACCAACAGCAUAGUGCUAUUGGCAUUGGUUGAUGCAAAUUAUAAAUUCAUAUACAGUGGGGUAUGCUAUAACGAACGGAUCCUACUACGAAUAUUCCUAUAACGAACGGUUUUACCUGUAAAAUUGAGAAUG